GAGAGUUAUUGGAACGCCUGGUAGUUUUGACACUUUUUUGUUUCGUGGAAAGAGUGUCGAAAGCGGCAGCACUUUCAGUUUGUUUUGCUCAUGUUUGGAUUACGGUCAUCGUUAUAAGUUGGUUGAGUGUUAAAGAUGAAGCGAAUACCAGACAGGUGGCGAGACUACUCAACUUGUAACUGGACACCAAUUGAGGGCCAGAGGAUUAUUAUAUUCAAGACUCCUUUGUCAAAUAAAUAUAAUACAUCUGCUCCAGAAGAUAAUGGUAUAGAGGAGAAUGAAAGGUUCACACCAACCGAUUUAAUAGAGCAGCUUGCACAAAGGGAGAUGAAACUAGGCUUAGUGUUGGAUUUCACCUUUACCACUAGAUACUAUGACCCAAGGGAAUUCACAGCAGAAGGGAUAAUCUAUAAGAAGAUGAUGUGUGCUGGCCAUGUGAUCCCUAAGAAGAAGGAUAUUAAAAGAUUUGAAGACGAAGUCAAGAACUUUCUUGAAAAUGAUAAAACUGGGUCUCUUGUCGGCAUCCACUGCACUCAUGGUGUAAACAGGACUGGAUACAUGGUCUGUAGAUAUCUGAUUGACUGUUGUGGCUAUGAGCCAGAGAAGGCAAUUGAAGCCUUCAACCAAGCAAGAGGGCACCCAUUGGAGCGGGAAAACUACCUGGAAGAUCUUAAAAAACGACUCAAGGACAGUGAUCUUGGCAAUGAUGAAGAUGUUGAUGAUGACGAUAAUGAUAAGAAUGAUGAGCGGCAAAGAGACUUUCUACAAAGAGAUUCACGUUCCAGGAACUGGGACCGUGCACCACGAAGAUAUGACUGCAGUGAAAGAAAUACCAGGAAAUGGCGGGAGGACCAGGAUCAGUGGAACUCACACGGCUAUGACCAGUGGAACAUACCCAGAAGAUAUGACAACUAUUAUCAAGGACGGUCACAUCCAUAUGACACAAGGGACUCAAGAUUACACUCAAGGUCCUCAUAUAGUAACCACUACUACAAGGACUAUCCAAAUAGGGGUUCCCAUAGUAGGUAUGGCUCGUAUCAAGAGGACUGGAGGACAGAUUCGUGGAGGGAGUGGAAUUGUAGAAGUUAUGACAGGCCAGACGACAGGCAAGGGGAAGACUUAAAUAGGAGGUUAAGCAACAGGGAGAAGAGGCCUAAGUACGAUUAGUAGCCAGGGCACUUACAGAGCAACAAACGCUACCGUGGUCACCAUGACAUUUUUGUGAAGUAAGCCAAUUAGAAUGCGAGAAACGUGCUAUCUGAUACGACGCGCGCUACCGUGGCCACCUUGAUAUUUUUGUGAAGUAAGCCAAUUAGAAUGCGAGAAACGUGCUAUCUGAUUGAUAUGUGCUUCACUAGCCAAUAAGCAUGGCAAGGACUAGGCUCGGUUUGCAGUAGUGGUCACAUCGCGCGCUGCUCCUCCACUGACGGUGGGGGGAUGGGAGAGGAUCACAGGGGCACCAAAACUACCACUGCCGGAAACCGAGCCUAGGCAAUGCCAUGCUUCACUGUGUAUCAGAACAUCAAGUAAUGCUCCUAAUUAUUUGGCUCAUGUCAAUCAACACUGCGAUUCUCGCAUGCCGAUUGGCCAACUUCUACCAUCAAAAGUGUGAUUCUCGCAUGCUGAUUGGCCAACUUCUACCAUCAAAAGUGCGAUUCUUGCAUGCUGAUUGGCCAAUUUCUACAAUGAAAACUGUGAUUCUCGUAUGCUGAUUGGCCAACUUCUACCAUCAAAACUGUGAUUUUUGCAUGCUGAUUGGCUUAUCUAUUUUAAAACUUUGUUUUGUCUAGCCUGAGUAUCGAAUUGCCUGGUAUAUACUUCAUAGGGAAUGAUAAAUGGGCCUGACACUCGGGCUAUGUCUUGUUUAUUAGGCAAUGUUUUUUAAAAUGAUUUUUAUUCAGCUAUUAGCUAAGUUUGUUUUCUCUGUUUAUUGUUCUUGUUUUGUUAUGGUUUUAUCGCAUCAAACAUUUUUUCUUUCUUGUUUUUCCCUUGUAAAAACUGUUGAGAAGGUUCUGGGUUAUUCAGUAGAUAUCCCCUUCCCCCUCUCAUUAAUGCUGAACAUAUAUAUGACCACUGUGUUAGCAUUCCUUCACAAACAACAUUGCUUUAUGGGUCAAGGGCGUGUAACAUUUUACCUCGCGAAAAUGCGUCUCAACAGACUGCCCAGAAUUUUAGUUUAAAAAUUAAGUCAAUAAUCAUUAAAGCUUAAUUACUCUCAAAGCUUUUUGCACAAGGGGGUCGGCAUGAAAACUAUAUGUAUUUACAAUCUAAAAACAACAACUUGAAUAAAAAACAAAGCAUUAGCUUCCUAA
Messenger RNA from Nematostella vectensis (starlet sea anemone), 2312 nucleotides. Its product is annotated as RNA/RNP complex-1-interacting phosphatase. Gene Ontology annotation, biological process: protein dephosphorylation. Bases 136 to 1167 code for a protein of 343 amino acids. The record is from RefSeq and is a predicted model, not a curated record. The transcript has 9 exons. Gene Ontology annotation, molecular function: polynucleotide 5'-phosphatase activity; protein tyrosine/serine/threonine phosphatase activity. Lineage: Eukaryota; Metazoa; Cnidaria; Anthozoa; Actiniaria; Edwardsiidae.